CGAACGCUUCUUAAAACACCAACGCAGAUUGGAUCUGCUAUUAAACCGAUACAAGGUGACCAAUUAUGGUAUCAUGGCAUCGAAAAUGUUCUUGAAAAAUACUUUGAAAACGUUGUUCCAGAAGUAGACGCAUUUACGGUGGAUGUCUCUAUUGAUGGACUUCCACUCUUUAAAAGUUCCCGGAAGCAGCUUUGGCCAAUUCAAAUAAGAAUUGUUGAACUUUUCAACAACUAAGAAAGCACCCAGCAAUGAUUGUUGGAACGUUUGGAGGAUCGAAAAAACCGGGUAGCUUGGAGGAAUUUUUAAGACCUCUAGUUGAGGAAAUAAAUGAUCUUCAGCGAAGAGGUUUGAAGUUUGGAGAUAAGCAGAUCUCCUUUUCACUUCGUGCCUUUAUUGCCGAUUCGCCAAUGCGGGCCGCUUUGAAAGCUGCCAUGAGCUUCAACGCCAAACAUGGAUGCUUAAAAUGCACAUGUGUAGGCACUUCAAUUGAGGUUGGACCCGACAGCAGGAAAAUGAUAUUCGAUUCCAUAAACGCAGAACCACGAACGGAUGCUGGGUUUAGGCAGAGACUAGAUCCAUUGCACCAUAAAGAAUGGCGUACACCACUAGAGGACAUCGAUGGCUUUGAUAUGGUCGAAGGUUUUCCUGUAUCAGAUAGGCUCCACUUAGCAGAUGAGGGUGCAACCCAAAAAGUUUUAGUUGGGCUUACGACCAAUUUGUUCGAGCGUUUUGUUCACGUUUAUCCUAGACAGAAGGAAGCAGUAUCUACAUACAUGACAAAAUAUACGGCUUCCUUUUGA
This is a messenger RNA of Anopheles stephensi (Asian malaria mosquito), 800 nucleotides long. RefSeq lists its product as uncharacterized. Lineage: Eukaryota; Metazoa; Arthropoda; Insecta; Diptera; Culicidae. The record is from RefSeq and is a predicted model, not a curated record. The coding region runs from base 249 to 800 and encodes 183 amino acids. The transcript is spliced from 3 exons.